Molecule: messenger RNA, 561 nt
Organism: Zingiber officinale
Lineage: Eukaryota; Viridiplantae; Streptophyta; Magnoliopsida; Zingiberales; Zingiberaceae
Product: cyclin-P4-1-like
Exons: 2
Coding region: 1-561 (186 amino acids)
Biological process (GO): regulation of cyclin-dependent protein serine/threonine kinase activity
Molecular function (GO): protein kinase binding
Source: RefSeq, a predicted model, not a curated record
AUGGCCGACCGCCGCUGCCGCUUGCCGAGGCCGAAGAAGAUCUGGACUCCGCCGGUCCCGUCAUGCUCCAGCAAGCUCCGACAAAUGAGGAUGAUCACCGAAGGAGAAGCUUUGCUCCCGUCGCCUCUGAUUCGCCUGAGAGAGAGAGAACAGAGGAAGAGAGGGGGAGAAGGAGUUAGCGGGAGCGACGAACGGCUCGCCGUUCCGGCCGUCAUCUCCGUCCUCUCAGCUGUCCUCCUGCGGCUGGUGGAGCGCAAGCUCUCCGCGGCCUUCCAGGGCGUGCGGAAGCCGUCCAUCUCGGUGCGCCACUACCUGGUGCGCAUCUUCCGCUACGCCUGCUGCAGCCCCUCCUGCUACGUCGUCGCGUACAUAUACCUCAACAGCUUCGCCGGCAGCCGCCAAGCCGUUGCCCUCGACUCCUUCAACGUCCACCGCCUCCUCAUCACCAGCGUCCUCACCGCCGUCAAAUUCAUGGACGACAUGUAUGUAUCUAAAUGCCAUCCUCCUCAAGAAACAGAGCAAUUAGCUCUUGGAAUUAACAAUUGCAUUGCUCAAUUAUGA